Molecule: messenger RNA, 3960 nt
Organism: Mytilus trossulus (common blue mussel)
Lineage: Eukaryota; Metazoa; Mollusca; Bivalvia; Mytilida; Mytilidae
Product: probable nuclear hormone receptor HR3
Exons: 14
Coding region: 307-2118 (603 amino acids)
Biological process (GO): regulation of transcription by RNA polymerase II
Cellular component (GO): nucleus
Molecular function (GO): zinc ion binding; nuclear receptor activity; RNA polymerase II cis-regulatory region sequence-specific DNA binding
Source: RefSeq, a predicted model, not a curated record
AAGAAGGAAAAACAGAGUGUACCUUGCCAUAUAACGUAUUGUCUAUUUCUGUGAAAUAUAUUUUACAAGUAACGGGGUAUUUCAUUGCGUAAUGGAAUGCGGAAAUACCAUUUGUGUUACCGGGUUUAUUUGUGAGUCAAGGACUUCGACAAAGGUUCUACGACAUCUUGGCGGUCUGAGCUUUGUGCUGUGUGAUAUCUCUAGACAAAGGAUUAUUAUAACAUAGAUCUGGAUAUACGGUGCUACCGUUAUGUCUAAAAUUCUUCAUUUCCAAAAAGUGAGCCAAAUCAGAAUGUUAGUUAUAGCAUGGAACAAGGAGAAAAUCAAUCAACCUCACAAAAUUUCUCGAUGGCUAAACCUGAAAAUGUAUCUGCAGCUUUUGAAAGCAUUAAAGACAAUGCCACUUUCCAGUUGGGUGGCCUUCGAGAUGGUAUCUCUGCUCAGAUGUUACAACAGCUGACACCAGAACAACAACAGAUGCUGAUAGCAGAAGCUGUAUCUAAAGCAAUGGGCUCUAAUACAGAAAAUAUGAAAGACAAUGGUAAUUUCCAGCUGUUGGUCAGCAGGGAGCAAUCAGAACUGUUACUACAACAGGCUGCCUCACAGAUCUCCCCACAGUAUACUGAUGCUGAAAUGGUGUCUAAAGCUAGUGAUCUUAAAGAGAGUUUAUCCCAUCAUCAUUCUGGAACUGGGGACCAGUCAGGUCAGUUACAUAUACAGUUACCCUCACCAACAACUGGUUUCAAUCUCAAGAAUGAUGUCAAAAGUUUUGUGGAGAGUAGUAGCCCACGUAAACCACAUGAAAAUAUGAAAGCACAAAUAGAAGUAAUACCCUGUAAAGUAUGUGGAGAUAAGUCAUCUGGAGUCCAUUAUGGUGUUAUAACUUGUGAAGGCUGCAAGGGAUUCUUCAGGAGAAGUCAGGCUGGACCUGUCAACUAUCAAUGUCCUAGGAAUAGGAACUGUGUGAUAGAUAGAGUCAACAGAAAUAGAUGUCAGUUCUGUAGGCUACAGAAAUGUCUAGCACUGGGCAUGUCAAGAGACGCUGUGAAGUUUGGUAGAAUGUCAAAGAAACAACGAGAGAAAGUAGAGGAUGAGGCCAACUUUGUUAAACAGAAUAGACUUAACGGGUAUGAUCCAACAUCACCGACAGGCAUGGUAUCACCAAACAACAACAGUCAAUUUACCUCUCCAGCGUUUCCAGAGCCGCAGCAGCAACAGCAGAAUUUUGUAUAUACUUCCAAUGGUUAUACAUAUGCAUUACAAUCUCCAAUGUCACCAGAGACACCUGUCUCGCCUGGCGAUCCACCUGCCUACCCAACUACACCUACAACUGCUCCACACCCGGUGGCUUUGCUCAGGGCAAUAGAUUUGAUGGAUUCAAGUACAUUCAGCAAGGCUGUAUUAGAUGCCCAUCUCAGAACCUGUUUAUACAGUGCUGAUCAGAUAGACCUUCUGAAAUCCAACCUGCCCUCAACAGAAACAAUCAACACAUAUAAAAAUAUGAGCCAUAAACAGUUAUGGAUGGAGGUAGCAGAGAAGAUAACUAUAGCUGUACAACAGAUUAUAGAGUUCGCUAAAAUGAUUCCAGGUUUUAUGGACUUAUCUCAGGAUGAUCAAAUUAUGCUCUUAAAAGCUGGUAGUUUUGAGCUUGCAUUGAUCCGGUGCUGUAGGGUAUACGAUUCCUCCAAGAAUAGUGUUGUGUUUGGUAAUACUAUAUUACCAUUAGAAGUGUUUGAUGCAUUUAACGAUGAAGAAACACAUUUACGAGACAGUAUUUUUGAGUUGGUGAAAACUUUAUUGGCUUUCAAUUUAAACGAAUCAGAAAUUGCAUUGUACAGUGCUUUAAUAUUAAUCAGACCAGAUCGACCUGGUCUCAAAGAGCUAGUGGAUAUACAGAAAUUAUACGAGAAAAUUCUGUCUUCACUGAAAGGAGAGAUCGUCAAAACACAUGCAGACAAUCAGGAUGUUCUCAACAAACUAAUGCAAAUCGCAUGGACCCUUCGCAAUCUUAGUGCUCAGCAUAUAGUGCUUCUUAACAAAUUCAAAAUGUCUGCACCAGACAUGGAAUUCCCUCCCCUUCAUAAAGAACUCUUCAGUGUGGAGGGACUGGAUUCUUGAUGUUAAACUAGGCUUAUAACUGUGACUUGUUGUUGAUGAAUUAAUGAUAUUUGUUAUGGAAUUUGUAUGUCUUGUUUUAUUACUUUUUAAACUUUUAUCUUUUAAAAGAUAUUUUUUUUAUGCAGUAAAUACAAGUUGGUUAAAACAUCUUGUGCAAUACACUUCCAUUUUAAAUGAACGUUGUAUAUUUCUUAAAAAUCAUGUUCAUAUAUCAUCUUGUAUUGCAAUGUCAGGUCUUGAAGAAUACAAGCUAAAAAACUGUGAAAUACAUCACUAUUGCUAGUUCAGAAAAAUGUCAUCACACUAUAUGAACAUUUGCUAGUUUUUUUAGGAGAGAAAAGUUUCACAUUAUAAAACGUGAUUUGGUAGACCUCAUUAAUAUCAUAUAACAUGUUUACAGAACUUGGAAAUAGAGUUAAUUAUGUCUUGUAUUUACAUAUAACAAUGUCCUCGACUCUUGGGUCUCAAACUUCAGUAAGUACUUGGGGGACUAAAAAUGUGCUAAAAACACCAAAAGCAGUAUUUUAAUUAAUUGAUUUUUAGUCUUAAGUUCCAUAAUCAGGCUAGAUAAUUUUAUGACUGCAAGGCCUGUCAAUCAAAAUUCAGAAUUAAUACGCCAAAACAUUUUUCCCCUUUAGUAUAUAAUAUCAGGUUUUAUGGCCAGGCUCGUGUGUAUUAAUACAGGAAUGGUUUUAUAUCAUACUUAAACCUAUUCAGACAAGGUUGACAUUAUUCCACAACACUAGUUUUCAUAUUAAAUUUGAAGAUAGGGGAAUAAUUUGUUCUAGAAUUGUUCAAGUCACUGUUACAGUAUCCAAAUGAGGAAAAAGUUUAACUGCAUCAGGCCUCAUAAAACUUUCGAGCAUGAUUUUUGUACUCCGACUCGAAAAUCAACCAAUCAAAGUGUUGGAUUUCAUGUUUCGAGCAUGAUUUUUGUGCUCGGUGCUUUUGUGCUCAGAGCACUGAGCAAAGUCUUAUGCCUUCAAGGCCAGGUCUUUCUGUACAGUGAAAUUUACAAAGAGAUAAACUUUCACGUCAUUUAAAUAUACUGGAAUUUAUAAAACUUAAAACUAUUUCAAAAAAAUAUUAUACUCCUUAUACUAAACCAAAGAAAAAAAUGCACAUGUUACUGAUAAAAAUACUACCUUUUAUGGAUUUUUGUCUGUUGGAAUCAUUCAGAAAAGUAAAAGAUUUGUAUUCUAUCUUUUAAACUUAAAAUGGCUCUAAAAAAUCAAGAAAAAUUUAACAUCUUGACAAAAAUCUGAAUGGAUCCAGAGGUUGUAUCUCAAAUAUGAUUGAAUUUGUUAGUCAAGCUCCUUUAUGUUGAUCCAGAGGUCAUACAUGUAUCUCAAAUAUGAUAGAUUUUUUUGGGUCAAGCUCCUUUAUGUUUGAUUUAGCCUUCAACCCUCAAUUUUUACACAAGAAUCAAAAUUGUCAUUAUUUGUUGUUGAUACCUCUAAUAACUCAGGAAAAUCAAUAUCAGCCUUACCAACAACUGUACAGCAUCUCUGUGUUUACCAUUCUUGUAUAUAUACCAUCACAUCAUCCAAUUAUCAGGUCUUCUCUAUUAGUUAUUUUCCUCCAUUGAAAGGUGCACCUCUUUGUAAAGGAGUGACUUUUGAUUUAUUUCAAGUAAAGUUAAUUUCAUCUGACCUGUAUUGCAUUGAGGGAUAUUUUAUAAUUUUUCAUGGCAAAUAGUUGCACCAAAAUUUGUUUUUCGGACGUCUGUGUGCAUAUCUUCAAUUAAAAGGGGUCUUGUACUUGUUUAACUGGUUUGAUUCAUCCCGAUACAUAUAAACAUUUCUAAUUUUUGAAAAAACAUUUAAAUUUGCAGAAAUGGAU